Aphanomyces invadans is the source of this 857-nucleotide messenger RNA. Its product is annotated as thiamine-phosphate pyrophosphorylase. Gene Ontology annotation, biological process: thiamine biosynthetic process. The record is from RefSeq and is a predicted model, not a curated record. Gene Ontology annotation, molecular function: thiamine-phosphate diphosphorylase activity. The transcript has 2 exons. Bases 8 to 679 code for a protein of 223 amino acids. NCBI's taxonomy places the organism in Eukaryota, Oomycota, Saprolegniomycetes, Saprolegniales, Verrucalvaceae. Gene Ontology annotation, cellular component: cytoplasm.
UUCUGGCAUGGCACUCAUGCACAACUCGCGACCCUGGCUCGUGCUCGUAGUGACGGCACAGGACGUCCUUGCAGGUACGGCGCUCAAGGCGGCCUUGUCUGUCCCUGCCGUCGACGUCGUCCAGCUGCGACUCGGCCAAUCGCAGGGGUCGGCGCAUACGACGUCUGCAUUACUGGACGCGAUGCGCAUUCUUCCGUCAAUGGGAGAGCAGUUGACCAAACCUCCUCUGUAUGUGGUCAAUACCCCUAUUGGAUUGCCAGAUAGUACUCCACGGCUUGACGGGUGGCAUUACCCCGAACGUUGCUUGUCAACGUUGGAGGGAAUGCUGGAGCAACAUGGACGUGGGUUCUUUGGUGUGUCAGUGCAUGCCGCGGCGUCUGCCGAAACUGCAGCUGCUCUGGGCGCCUCGUAUAUUCAGGUUGGAACAAUGUUUCCAACGGCCUCCCAUCCCGAAAAGACUUGCGUGGAAGGCCCUGAGCUCAUCAGGCAAGUUCGGCAAGCACUACCCUCGGCAACUUUGAUUGGUGUUGGAGGCAUCACCGACGCGAAUUGUGUGGACGUGUUGCAAGCGGGCGCAAGUGGCGUUGCAGUUAUUCGUGCCAUUUUGGAUGCUGACAAACCCGACGUUGCCGCCCUGAAGCUUCGUCAGGCCCUUGAUGUCUAUCAACCCAAGACGUAACACGUCUAAAUCAACCUGCGCAUCGUUGGGCUUCCUCCCUCGUCGUGCGGUCGGCCCAAGCUCUUCCUCACUUCCAGAUUGUGAAUGGAUUGUUCAUCGUGAGCGAAACAAAAAAACGCUUCCGUGUGGAAGAAACGUAACCUUAUAAACCAAUGAAAUGAUGGGGAUGGGUUCCGAU